Molecule: messenger RNA, 2060 nt
Organism: Chenopodium quinoa (quinoa)
Lineage: Eukaryota; Viridiplantae; Streptophyta; Magnoliopsida; Caryophyllales; Amaranthaceae
Product: zinc finger protein CONSTANS-LIKE 2-like
Exons: 2
Coding region: 777-1880 (367 amino acids)
Biological process (GO): regulation of flower development
Cellular component (GO): nucleus
Molecular function (GO): zinc ion binding; protein binding
Source: RefSeq, a predicted model, not a curated record
UAUGGAUCAAAAAUAAACAUUCUAGCUGUGUGUAUAUACAUAUAUAUUCAAAGAUCAUCAAUUAGGCCAAAACAGUCAUAAAUGUGUUCGAAAAGCUAUGACACAAUCCGUUUACAGCAAACAACCAGAUAUGCUGCAGAGGAAAAGAUAGAAGAGGAAAUGAGUGCUGCAAGCAAACCAUUGUAGAAAUACAACUAAAGUUCCAAUAAUUGAACUAAAAAAUUAUAGUUUUAACCAAAUUUAGUCCAACUAACAUAACUUUCCUAGCAACCUACAGUGCGACUGACACAAAAACCUUAAACACCACGUGGUAAGAGAGUGUCAAUAUGCAGGAUAUGGUAUGGGCAGUCAGCUGCCUACAAACAAAGAGGAAUCCUUGUGUCAGUCCAAAGGGUCCAAGAGACACACUUAAAGGGGAAAAGAAAAAAUAAAGCAUUGCAUCUUUCAUGCCCUUAAGUAUGCCUUUUGUGGUCCUCAUAUAAUCAAAUAGUUCCACAAGGCAGGCCAUACUAGCAAAAUUGUAGGACCUUAUGAACACCAACACCUGUGACUCCCACUUAAAGCAUAGCCAGCCACAAGAUAAAGCAACAGCUUUCUACCGCCACUACGUACUCGCCACGUGUCGCUUGCUGGAUUCUCCCCUUCCCACUUGAGUCAUUGCAUAACAGUCUCUUCCCCCCCUCUUUUCUAGCUAAACACAUUUGCUUAGAAUUCACAACAGGGAUAACAAGCAAAUAAAGAGAAGGAAAAAAAAAAAGGGCAAGAGAGACAGAGAGAUGAUGAAGAAGGAAAUACCAGGAGGGGAUACCAAUAGCUGGGCACGUGCUUGUGACACGUGCCGUUCAGCACCGUGCACGGUGUACUGCAAAGCAGACUCUGCAUACCUUUGCACCAGCUGCGACGCACGGAUCCACGCUGCCAAUCAGUUGGCUUCAAGGCACGAGCGGGUUUGGGUGUGUGAAGCGUGUGAACGUGCACCAGCAGCCUUCUUGUGCAAGGCUGAUGCAGCAUCACUCUGUGCUACCUGUGAUGCUGACAUUCACUCAGCUAACCCAUUGGCUCGCCGCCACCACCGGGUCCCAAUUAUGCCUGUCGGUUGCACAUAUGGUCCCUCAGAUGGAAGGAUGUCUGAGGACGGAUUCCUGGACCUGGCAGAGGGAGAUGAUCAGACCACUGAUCAUGAAGGGGACGAGGAUGAAGCUGCUUCAUGGUUGCUACUUAAUCCAGGUAAGAACAGCAACAACCAAACUACAAAUGGGUUUUUAACUGGAAGAGGAGAGGUUGAUGAGUACCUGGACCUCUUUGAGUAUAAUUCAGGUGCUGCAGAUAAUCAGUUCUGCGAGCAGUAUAACCAGCAGCAGGAAUUCAGUGUCCCUGAGAAGAGCUGUGAAGGCGACAGCGUCGUACCAGUUCAGUGUAGAGAAGGAAAAGAUCACCAAAUACAGUACCAGAACUUUUUGUUUGGGAUGGAAUGUGAGACCAAAUCUGAGUAUAAUUACAACACACCAAGUAGUCACAGUGUUUCAGUUUCCUCACUAGAUGUGGGUGUCGUACCAGAAUCCACCAUGAGUGAUAUGUCUGUGUCACAUCCAAGGCCCCCCAAAGGAACAAUCGACCUAUUUUCUAGCCCUCCAAUGCAAGUGCCAACUCAAUUAUCACCACUGGACAGAGAGGCCAGGGUCAUGAGAUACAGAGAAAAGAAGAAGAAUAGAAAGUUUGAGAAGACUAUCCGUUAUGCUUCAAGAAAGGCCUAUGCAGAGACUAGACCUCGGAUCAAAGGCAGGUUCGCAAAGAGAACAGAUGUUGAAGCAGAGAUGGACCAGAUGUUCACCAACUCAUUGAUGUCAGACGGUGGAUAUGGCAUUGUGCCAUCCUUCUGAUCAAUCUAGGUGAUGUUUUAAAUGGAGUUGGUUGUGCUACAGUUAAAUCUUCAUUAUUUUUUAUCAGUCUUGACCUAUAUGUUCUUAGUUACUAAAAUGUUGUCUUGUUAUCCUUACGUCUUUUUUUGUGUAAAAUUGUACAAAACAAGUAUAUAUAACAUGCUUUCUUCAUUAAAUCAA